Messenger RNA from Boleophthalmus pectinirostris (great blue-spotted mudskipper), 1722 nucleotides. It is a transcript of the gene cunh15orf40, whose product is annotated as chromosome unknown C15orf40 homolog. Bases 71 to 604 code for a protein of 177 amino acids. Gene Ontology annotation, cellular component: cytoplasm. Lineage: Eukaryota; Metazoa; Chordata; Actinopteri; Gobiiformes; Gobiidae. The record is from RefSeq and is a predicted model, not a curated record. The transcript has 4 exons.
UUUACAUGUUAGCAUCUCCACUCCACGUGAGAGCUAACAUGCUAACAAGCUGCUCACCGGUGCAUUUUAGAUGUUUUCACGGACAUGUUUAGUUUUAAGAGGCUUAUUAAAAACACAUUUUAUACCCGGACAGUGUCAGACUUUACCUCAUCGUUGUGCCUUGGCUUCGGUGUGUCCGUUUAUCAGAGCCCGAUCUCAUCUUGUCUUCUCUGAACGAAACUUCUCCAAAAUCCGCCAAAAAAUGCCUAAAAAAGACAAGGGGAAGGGGCAGCCGUGUGCAGGGGCCAAAGCAGCAGAACCAUCAGGACCUGUGUUGCGGGACAAAAGUGGUGCUGUGACCGUAACAAUUCACGCCAAGCCUGGGGCCAAACUCAGCGCCAUCACUGAAGUAUCUGCUGAGGCUGUAGGUGUUGCCAUUGCAGCGCCGCCUACAGAUGGAGAGGCCAACGCUGAGCUCAUCCGGUUCCUGUCUCAAGUCCUGGACCUCAAGAAGAGUCAGGUUUCAUUGGACAAGGGCUCCAGAUCUAGAGACAAACUGAUCAAAGUGGACUCUUCUCUCAGCCCAGAGGAGGUGCUGCAGAGGCUCAAACAGGCCUUGAGCUGAACACUCAAAUAUGGACUCAAAUAAAACCUUUCAUUUUAAUGGGCAAAUGGAAAAGUGGGAAGGAUGAACAAAUAGAAGAGAAUGGGAAUGAACAACUGAUCAGGGGCAGUACUUAAAUAAACAUACAUAAAUAAAAAUCUAUGACAAUAUAUUCAUCACUUUAAACAUUUAAAAACACAGGAUCACAUUAAAGUAGCAUGAAGGAAAUGUCUUGCCCCAGGACACGAGUAUGCAGUGUCACAUCUAACAGAUGCAAAUCAAACCUUGGACUUAGUGCGACAUAGUUUGUCUCUUUUUUUUUUAAGGCUUUGUAAUUCUUAAGUUGGACUGUAGAUGGUGCUGUGUGUCUGCGAGGUUCUGUUAUACUGAUGGAGAAGUUUGUGUAAACCAGACUGUAUAAUACGUUCUGUGGUAUACACAGAAAAAUAUGUGAAGAAAAAUUAAACAUAUCCAUCCACAUAUAUAUAAAUAUGGAGCAAAUAAAUAUUCAAGUAAAAGGGUCACAUAUAAAAUCGACUUAAAUAUAAGUAUUGCACUAACCGCUGUAAAAAUGUACUGAAAGAGUGAAAAGUAUUUUGCACAGAUUUUGAGAUCUAAUAAAGAUUCAAAUGUACUUAUUCUGAUACAGAAUUGUACUGCUAAACAAACAGUAUUUCCAUGGAAAUGGGCAGGAAAAGGCGCCCAAAUAAGAGUAAGGUGAAAUGCAAUAAACAAUAAACGCAACCAAUGAAAAAAGCUUUUAUUUUAGUCUAUUUUUUGGUUAAAAAGUUACAUACUAUACCUAAAUACUAAAUAGGAUAUUCAAAAUCCGCUCUGUAUUUUUUGUGUGUCAAAUAUGGCAACAAAGUUAAGCAAAAACAUGGCACUGUCCAUUUUAAAGGUCUUAUAUUACACAAAAUUGACUCUUGUGAGCGUUUACCCAAGUUAUAAUGUUGUUAUCUCAUCAAAAACUACCUGGAGUUGUGUUUUGUUUCAUUCACACAUGUUUGAGUAAUCCUGUAGUCUGCCUACAUCUCCAAAGCUCAAAAUGCUCUCUUCCACCUUGACAAUUCCAGGGCUGAAAUUAUCCUAAGCACUUUGUGUUGCGUUUUUUGUAUGAAAAGCGCUCUAUAAAUAAA